Molecule: messenger RNA, 5612 nt
Organism: Penaeus vannamei (Pacific white shrimp)
Lineage: Eukaryota; Metazoa; Arthropoda; Malacostraca; Decapoda; Penaeidae
Product: T-complex protein 11-like protein 1
Biological process (GO): signal transduction
Source: RefSeq, a predicted model, not a curated record
UCGUCGAGGUGUAGAGACUUUAGUGUUUACUUGACGUUCCCGCAGUGUACGUUCCUCGCUCUCUCACUCACAUACCUCUCGGUUUCCUCUGCUACGGAAACAGACUCCCCGGUUAUCGUUGGGAAAUUUGCAAACCAGAUCUUAGACCGUGGAAAUAAGGCCAGCUCGACGGGUCUGUGGCACGAGAAUACGUUACCUGACAUCUGAAACAGGUACAUUUCAGGAGUCCCCAUUUGUUAUUUACAACCCAGCCAUGGGAAGCACAGAGGAGAUAACAAAAAUGAGGUCUGUCAAGAAGAAAUUGGAUAUGGAGGGUGAAGAAUCAGAUUCUUCAAAGUCAAAGGGAACAUCAGGUGAUGCAAGUCCAGACCCCUUGGAACAUGGAAUUGAUGAUGACUUGAAGCCACUAGCAGAGGGAGAGGCCAAGAUCUCUAAAAGUGACACAGAGAGUGACAAUGAGAGUGAGAAAGGGGCCUGCAAACCAAGAGAUAAGUCUUCUGAGGGGAUAGAUGUUCAAGGUGCCCGCUUCCGAAAUGACAGUGAGAGCUCAUCGGAAAGUGGCAAAUCUCCAAGUUCAGAGCGCAUGAAGAGGCAACGGACUGUAAGUGGCUCCUCCCCGGUUCAAAACUUCAUCUUCCCAGGCGUUGCAGCAUCUCCUCCUAAAUUCAUGUCCUUAGAGGAAGUCAUGAAAGCAGCAAAGGGAGUCAGCAACAUGGUACUCGCACAUGAGAUUGCCGUAGACAAGAAUUUCAAGCUGGAGAAGUUUGAACCUCCAGAUAACAGCGUUGAGAAGCAGGUUCGUGAUGUCAUGCACAAAGCCUUCUGGGACCAGUUAGCAGAACAGCUAGCCCAGGAACCUCAAUGCUAUGAACAGGCUUUGAUAUUGCUCCAGGAAGUCCGGGACAACCUUUUAGACAUCACCCUUCCUCACCACACUCGUUUGCGACAGGAAAUCUCAGACACCUUGGAUGUUGAUUUGAUCAAACAGCAGGCAGAGCAUGGUGUAUUAGAUUUUAGUCAGUAUUCACAGUAUGUACUUUCCAUUAUGGCUCGCCUCUGUGCUCCUGUUCGGGAUGAAACUAUCCGUAACCUUAUGAGAGAAACAGAAAUUGUGACGGUGUUUCGUGGCGUGAUGGAGACUCUAGACUUAAUGCGUCUUGAUAUGGCAAACUUCACCAUUCAGCAAAUCAGGCCUCACAUCAUUGCACAGAGUGUAACUUAUGAGAAGAAGAAAUUUGCUGAGUUCCUCAAGACACAAAAUGAUGGCCUGGAGUUGACGAGAGAUUGGCUUAUAAACCAUGUUAGAGAAGACGACAUUGAAGGGGCAGAUGAACUUUCGAUGAGAGGAAUAGUAGGAUCGGUCAUCAGUCGAGCUUACUUGGAACUCCUGUCAUGGUCGGAUGAGAAACUGUUACCAGAGACUGUGGUAAUGGAUGGUGGCAGAAUCUUCGAGCUUCGUGACCGCCUAAGCCAAGUUUGCAUCCUAGGUUCAGUGUUGCUGGUCACAAUGUCCUCAGUGGGACCCAUGAUCACUCAAGCAGAUGCCUUCAAGCUCAAACUAAAACGAAAUCUCUGCAUCAUUCUCGAUCCAGCUCUGUCAGAUAGUGAGACCAUGGCACUGAUGGAAAAUAUUGCCGAACAAGUGGUAAAAGAGGUUGAAGAUCACCUGAGUGAAAACGAGAAGCCACCUCUUCCGACAUCAGCAAAGGUUGCUCUAAAGUCACAAGUCCUUGAGAUUAAGAGCCCAGACCAUCGCAUUAGAGCUCUCAUAAUGAAGAGAGCAAUGGAAUUCAUUGGCACACUACUGAGUUCCACCACAGCCCGCCCAGUGCAAAUGCCCCCUGGACUUUCAACUCUGCAAGAAGAGCUAGCAAAUAUCUGCGGCACUUUGCUCCGUCUUGUGACACACAACAGAAAUGUCUUUGGGGAAUAUUAUUCAGAUAUCAUCACCAACCACAUAAAGGCUAAGAAAGAAUAUGUUCAGUCAGCAGAUGACAAAGAACAGGUGGAAGAGAAGAAGGAAGGAGAGGAGGAGAAGGAGGAAGCCCAGCAGGAGGAAAAAGCCAAAAGUGAGGUAGAAGCAUAGUUCUGUGAUGGAAAUUAAUGGUUGAGUUUGUGUGAAAGGGAAGAAAUUGUGAAGUAAACAUGAAUGUACAGUUAUAUAUUAUAUGUACAUAUACAUUAGAUAAAUUCAUUUCAAGAUAAGCAUUAGUGUUCUAAGUAAAUUUUGAAUCUUAAACACAUGCUAGAAAAGGAUGAAUCUCAGAUCAGGUUAACAAUCAGUUUCCAAAAUAUACAAACAGGAAAAUAAUUGAAGUAUGAAAUGUACUCAUCUACUGAUUAAUGUAAAAGACUUAUUCAUAAUUGAUCUUGUAUAGUAAUAGAAAUAUGUUCAUUUUAGGCUUACUGUUUGUGGAAAUGUAAAACAAAGAAAUGAAAUCACACCAGGCACUCAAGAAAUUAAACAAAAACAGUUGCAUGAAAAAUAUAAAAGACACUUUCAUAGUACAUAUGUUUGAAAUUCUCACAGACCUUGAAAUUAAAGUGAGUGACAGAACAGGUUUACCUUCUAUUACGCAUAAUUAAAGUUACUUCUCAAUUACUUUUCAAUGUUUCUAAGUCCAUUGGUAGGCAUCCAAGGUGCAGUUCUCAAUUGCUAUGGUGCCUGAUGGAAUAUGAAUUUCCAACAACUGUCUGUAAGGGUCAUGCUUUGUGUUGAAGAAUGGUGGUCCAAACAUCCUGAACUAGAACAGAAUUGGCAAUGUUUUUUUAUUCUGCUGUAUUAUGAAGCAAUGUGCCAAGAUUGAAGAGGAAAAUGUGCUACAUGUGACAAGCUGAGUAGAAAAUUGUGUAGAUAUGCAAAUAUCAUUAAAAAAAAAUAUAUAAAAAGAAAACAAGAAAAAAUACAUAAAAGUCCAAUCCAAACUACCAGAAACACGAACACCCCAGUGCUAUGAAAAAAAGGUGUAGAAUUUAGAUCGGAAGAGAAGGAUAUAUAAAAAGUUUUUACCAUAUGUUAUGGGAAAAUAAACGUACGUAGAAAAUGAAACAAAAUAAUGUAUUAAAAAAGCAAUCAGUGAAUUUUCUGACAUGAUAGAAAAUAGUGGAAAAAUGCAUAUGUAGGAGUGCUUAAGUUCCUAUGUAUUAUUCUUACUAUUUAAUGUCGUCAUUAAUUAGGAUGGUGCAUUUCUGUUCAGCAGUCACAAAUGGAUGUGAGAAUAUCUCUGCUAGUACUGAGAAGGAUGCUUUGCUUCUUCAUUCCAUUGGAUAUAAAAUAAAAGAUAAAAAUUGAGGAAUGCUUAUUUAGGGGCUUUGACGGACUAUAUAUUCAUUCCUGUUUUUUUUUUAUUAUUUUAGGUUUACAUUUGAUGUGAAGUAAAAUUUUUCAGUUUUAUUUACGGUAUUCUGUAUUGUGUGUAUUGGAUAGCUUCUUGGAUUGUUUGUAUUAGUGAGAAUGAGGAUUUGGUGUAAUCUUAAGGAUAGGCAAGUUGUUGUACAGUAUUUUUAUAAUAUAGAAUCAUGUAUGCCCAUAUCUGGCCGGAGAUGGAGCAGACAUUAAUGCAAUAUUUUUAAGGUGGUUAAGCCUUGCAUAAUUUCCUUUUUUUAGUAACAGUGUACUAACAUAGUAUGUCUUUCAUAUUUAGUUUCUCAUAUCUUCUAAAAAUAUAAAUGUGAUAUUGUUAGUGAGGUGUCCACCCUAAAAAGGAAAUUGACCACAUUCUGUUCAUGGUGGACUGGCUGUAUGAAUGAUGUGUAGAGUAAACUUGAGUGUUGUGGUUUGUUAUGUGUAACAUGUCGACAGGUCUGCAAUCUCGUGAGGAUUUUCUUUUUUUCAUGGUAGCAGUCAAGGCAGGCUUUAAGGAAUACUUGUGCUCUCUGAGGGAUGAAGGCAACAAAACCUGAAAAAAAUAUUUGAAAUUCUGCUGAUAUAGGACAGCAUGAAGAAUUAUAAAAUUUUCUGGUGUGUAAAUUGACUAACCAUUAGUGCCUGUUACUGGCCUAUGUAUGUUUGUGUGUACAUAUUUGCAUACUUACAUACAUAUAUCUUUACAUACAUACAUACAUACACAUGUGAUUAAAGUAUAUACAUAUUUGUAUACAUGUACAUUCAAUAUAUGUAAAAUCAUACAUACAUGUAAUAACCAUGGUUAUGUUACGUAUACUCAAGAUCAUACUUAACAUUAAGAAAAUGGUAUGCCUUUGUCAUAAGGCAUAUGUUAAUUUUGAUAUGUCAGGCAGUAACACUCCUAUAACCUAGUCAAACUGUAUGAUGCAUUAAACUUCAGACAAACCUGGUAAAUUUGAUUGGAGAAAGUCCUGUACUGUUAUUGUGAUAUGAUUUGUGUAUUUACAACAUUUACAUUAAAGGAAAUUUUUCUUGUAGAAAAGUUCAGUCAUGGUAAGAGAAAUGAAUUGUAGUUGUGCAAAAGGAAGAGUGAAUAUCUCUGACCUUCAGAUAGCUUCAGUACAACAGAUCAACUUUAUAUAUUAUAAAGAUAGCUUCAGUACAACAGAUCUGUAAUAUAAAAUGCAGAUUUGUUUCAAAUACCAGUGUAAUGCAGUUAUGUUAAAUAUAUUAGACUGACUGCUAACAAGGGAACUCCUGAAAUUCCCUGCAAGAUCUGUAAACCUUUCAUCAGUAAUUUAAUCCCUAUCAUAUAUAGGCGGGGCAUGAACUAACUUUUAUGGCUUCAUUUAUAUAUUCUUAAAAUUACCUUGUCUUGUAACUAGAUGGGGUCACAGACUGUCAACUACUAAAGACAGGCAGAAUAAUCUAAAGCAGGCUAUAUUUUAACAUUAUUCAAAAACUAAAUCAUAAUGAAAGAGGAUGAGAAACUUGAAAAUGUAUUAUGUAUUUUAGAUACAAUACAGUGAGUCUCAACAAUACUUUAUGGAUCUGAUUUAUGUUCAUAUUUAUUUGUAAGUAGGCUUUUGCUGGUGGCUUACACUUGAUCUUUACAGAUGAAAAUAAAUAUAUUUUGAAAAAAACAAAAAACAAUGAGCAAGUGUACUGGAAGACUUCAUAAUGAUUUGCUUAGAAAUUCUUAUAUAUAUCUCAUGUAUGUUACUGUAACAUGAGUGAAAGGAUGAUGAUAAUUCAAAGGUGCAGUACUGUGUGUAGCAGUUGCUUUCACACUGACACUUUCUUCCUUUAUUUCAAUCAUAUCACUAUUUUUGUAAUCAUUAUAUGUAAGGUAAGUGAAUCCAGUUUUUAAAAAAACCAAACUUUGCAUUUUGUUAGUGUUCCAUGAGCACUAUAUUGAGCACAUAAAAUCAGGGUUGUUGAGUGAACAAUUAGUAUUCUGUUCAGAGUGCAUCUGUAUGUGUUUGCAACUAAGCAUGUAUAUACAUUUUGGUUAUGUUAUGUAGGAACAUAUUUUUUUUCUCAUCAUUAAAUCUUUCAUUUUAUACCAUUGUUCAUUUUGUGAAUCCUAUGGCCUUUUGUAAAUUUUUAUACCAGCAUGGGUGACUGUUUCCUUUUUUGUGGGAGUAAAUGGUAUAUAUAUGUAAAUUUAACCACCAUAUAAGAACUGAUACUUAACUAUAAAUAUAUGCAGUUCAACUUAUUAUGAACUUAUAAGUAAAGAACAAAAUAAAUGAAAAAAAAGUUU